AUCAUCUUGCCGCCAAAACGAUAAUUUUCAGUUUCAUGAUAAAUGUUUUUUUUUUAUUUUCCAACAGAACUCACAUAGUUACAUACUAUUUAUUUAUCGUACAAAUUUUUUGUUCUCACAGUAUUCGAUUUUAUUCCGGAGUUCAGGAUGUCAACUGAAAACAUCCAAUAUUCGACGAAAUACGAAGAUGACAUUUAUAUUUACAGGUAAUUGAUUUCACAAUUUAAUGCCGAUCAUUGUGAGCCAUCAAUAUUUUUUUUGCAUAUUAUAGACAUGUAAUAUUACCAGACGACAUGUCCAAACUCAUACCAAAAACUCAUUUAAUGACAGAAACAGAAUGGCGUAAUCUUGGAAUACAAAUGACAUCUGGCUGGGUGCAUUACAUGCGAUACGAUCCGGGUAAGCAUCAUAACAAUAUGUGAUUUUAUUAUUUUAUAUUGCAUACUUGACAAAUUAGUGAUUGUAAGACAAUUAUUGUUCAGUACAUUCGUUGUGUAAACAAGUAGCUAUCAAAUUUGUAUUGAUGGAAGGGCAACAAUUUUUACGCCCUUGUAACAUUUUCCAUAAUUUUUUUCCGAUGAAAAGCUUGUGAGUGCUUCUCCCUCAUCCCCCCUCCCUUAAGGUGACAUCCCAUGCUAAGAAUCUUACUAAUUUAAAAUUUAACUUUGGUUGGUUAAAAAUAAAUUGUUUUUGUAUCAAGUAUACUUACCUACAAUAUAAUAAAAAAAAAUACCUACAUCUUCACUAACAUAAUACAUUUUUCAUACUAUGAAAAAUAAUUCUAUUUAGCUGAUUUAAUUUUCAACUUUUAAGUUAUUAAGAGAAAUUAUUUCAUAAAUUAAGAAAUAAAUGAUUUCUAUAUUAAAUAUAAAAACAAUGGGAAAUUUAUUUUUAAAAGUACAAAUACAAGUAAAAAAAUAAUCAGCAUUGUAAAACUAAUAGCUCCCUCGUUACGUUCGAAAUCUAAAAUAACAAUAUUAUAAUUAGGUAUUUAAAUAUUGAACAGUUCAAUAUAAAAUGAUUUUUCAGAUAACAUUUUCUAUGAAUAUAAAAAUGAAAAUAUAAUCAUAAUAAUAAUAAUUAGCCAAUAGUAAUCAAAAUAAAAUGGAUUCAUUUAAAUGUAUAUAAGCCCUAGCAUGUUUUUGACACUUGGUAAAAAUAAUAAUGUUUUUAAUUUGGGAAGGCUCUGGGCUGGGCUAGGUUAAAUUUAAGGAAGCCAGGCCCCUCCUUUAGUUACAUGUCUGUUGUGUAUCACUUUUCAUACACAUUAUCCUGGUGAUGAUUAAAAUUACGGUUUUUUUUUUUUUUUAUAUCGUAGGCCUAAAAAUAUAUAAUUUGAGACUCAAAUUUUACACACAUGUAAAGUAAGAUAUAAUAGACAAUGCUUACAAAAAUAAAAGACUUUAAACCUAUAUUUAUCCAUAUUAAAACAAAUUUAUAAAUUAUUCCGCGAUAUGCUAAUGAACACAAUGAUGCCUUCAGAUGUAAAUACGCAGAGAACAUAUUAAUAAUAUUUUUCUUAUCAUAAAAAUACAAUGUACUUUUAAUAAUAUCAUUUGGUAUGUCUAGACAAAAUUUUUCUAAAUUUACCAAAAAUUAUUGCCGUAAUAAUCAAUGUAAUUUGACAUAACAUUCAAUGUUAAAUGAUUAACUUGGGAUAGCUCGCACCGUUAGACAAUAUCUAACAUAUAACUUAUUUUAAGAAUAAGUAUUAUUGAUUGAACAAUAAUUAUUCACCAAUACUUUAUCUACAUGAUUAUGAAACUUAUAAUACUAUUAUUAUUGAUACGAUUAAAUUAUAUAAAACUUAUUUUGGAAUUUAUAUUUUGAUGAAAUUAUGUACAAUAAUAUAUUGUUAGAAAAAAUGUAACAUGCUAGCAAUCAUGUAAAAUAAAUUAUGCAAGUGAUACUGAGUUAAACUCUGUUUGGCAAUAAUAAUAAUAUUAGUAGUGUAAUAAAAAAUAAUUACUUUUAGUACAAUACUUUAUAAUUUUGUUUCAGAACCUCACAUAAUACCAUUCAGGAAAUCUAAACCAGAAUUCAAAGUUUAACUUCACAAAGUUUAUACUUUUAGUAGUUAAUGACUGUUUAAUUUUGCAAUAUUUUUACGUUUCUAAAUAUUUACAAUUAUACAUUUUAAUGUAUAGAAAUAAUUUGGAUUAUUAUAUGU
Molecule: messenger RNA, 2170 nt
Organism: Cinara cedri
Lineage: Eukaryota; Metazoa; Arthropoda; Insecta; Hemiptera; Aphididae
Source: the annotation of a GenBank genome assembly